Messenger RNA from Ictalurus punctatus (channel catfish), 4095 nucleotides. It is a transcript of the gene fgfr1op2, whose product is annotated as FGFR1 oncogene partner 2. NCBI's taxonomy places the organism in Eukaryota, Metazoa, Chordata, Actinopteri, Siluriformes, Ictaluridae. Gene Ontology annotation, biological process: response to wounding. The transcript has 5 exons. The coding region runs from base 2257 to 2802 and encodes 181 amino acids. The record is from RefSeq and is a predicted model, not a curated record.
CUCACUCACUCACUCACUCACUAACAUCACCAUCAAAAUAACACAUCCUGUAAUCCCUGUCACCAGUCAGUAAUGUGUGCUGAACACAGGGGCUGUUUUACUAUCAUGUGUUGUACAGCUAACAGUGAGAUUGUUCCAGAAGCAGCCAUGCAAGCCCAAACCAUGACACUACCUCCUCCACCACGCUCGACUGUAUAUCCGCGUCAAUCCGGUGACUCACUGACGUCACCAAACUGUUGGUUUCUUCUUUUGUGAUGCUUUUCCAGGAUUUUCCCACACCUUCUUUCAGCUGUUGUUUGUUUCGGGGGGUUUCUCCCUUCAGUCUCCUCUUCAGGAGGUGAGAUGCUGCUCAGUUGGGUUUGUGAAGCUCUGGUGAUUGACUGGUCCAGUCUAGAACCUUCCACUUUCCCCCCUGAUGAAGUCCUGUGUUGAGGUGGAAGUGUGUUUUGGAUCGUUGUCUUGCUGCAUGAUGAAGUUCCUCCUGAUUAAUUCGGAUGCGUUUCUCUGUAAACUGUCGACCAAAUGUUCCUGUAAGCUUCUGAAUUCAUUCUGCUGCUCCAUCAUGAGUUCAUCACCAAUAAAGACUAGUGAGAAUGUUCCAGAAGCAGCCGUGACACUACCUCCACCAUGUUUCACAGAUCAGCUUGUACGUUCUGCAUCAUGAGCAGAUCGUUUCCUUCUCCACACUUUGGCCGUUCCGUCACUUUGGUAGAGGUUCAUCUUGGUUCCAGAACUUUUGUUGCGCAUCUCUGUAUUUCCAAUGUGGUUUUUUGCUUCUUACUGCUGAUGAGAGGUUUGCAUCUUGUGGUGUGGCCUCUACAUUUCUGUUCUCAAAGUCUUCCUCGAAUGGUGGAUUGUGACACCUUCACCCCUGCCCUGUGAAGGUUGUUUUUGGGUUUUUCUUAACAGCUCUCACAAUGUUUGUCAUCAUCUGCUGUCGUUUUCCUUGGCUAUCCUGUUCUGUCUGGUUGUUAGUACACCAGCGGUUUCUUUCUUUUUCAGCCUGCUUUUCUCCCAUAGACAUCUCUCAGAUUCUGAUCGUCAUGUUGGUUUACCCUUUUUAACAACGAAUACAGUCUUUACAGGUGAAACCCGUGACUCAAACCAAGAGUAGACAUUCCGAGCUAUUAAUUAUUUUUUUAAAAUUGAUAUAUCAGGGCACACCUGGGUAACAAGAAACACCCAUCGGUCACGUACAAUAUUUUUGGUCCCUUUAACACGUUUAGUCGUUUAACGCGUCAAGAUGUAAAUAUGAGGAAAUUCAGAUCUGUCGUCUCAUGUUCAUCUUUAUUUACAAAUGGGUUCAUGAGAGAAUCUCAAUCUCCUCAUUUGUCUCAUAAAAUAAUUUUACAAAUUAUUACUAACUGCACUAUUUCAGUUAAUAUUUUGAAGUGUUACUGGGAGUCACAUUCAGACAAGCCACGUGUAAAUGAGUACAUACUAUUUUAGGGUUUUUUUUUUUCCACAAUCCUGACACGCUGCACUGGCGUAGUUCAGGAAAACAAAUUAAUGUUGUGUCUCAAACUCUAGACCGAAUUAUUGAGAACUAACAUGAACCAGUUUUCCUAUUCCAGUAAGUGUUUGUAUUUAAAAAUCCUCUAAUGUCACGUUGAAACCGACCAAAUGGUCGCUUUUGUGUACCAGCCUUCUGGAAUUUCUAAACAAGUAAACAUUUCGAAAUGUAAGUUCGGCGAUUUGGAUUCGAAGCACGGUUCAUGACGACCAUCACGACGACAGCAGACAAUUCAAAGGGCUCGUCACUUUGGCUUUGAACUGGACUCCUCUGCUUUCACGUCAGGCCGAAUCUCACCACUCUGUUGUUGAUUACUUUCCUAUAACACCACAACAUGUUACACAACAUAUAUUCCACGUACGUAAGUUAUUGACUUCUACGUUUAAACCUUACAAUAGUCUACGCUCCAGUAGUGGAGUGGAAGAACUAAAUCUAAUGGAAAGCCUUCCCAGAAGCGUGGGGGUUGUUAUAACAGCACAGAGGGAGUCAGUCUGGAGCGGGAUGGUCCACACGUACAGGCGUGAUGGUCACGUAGACGUUAUAGCGUAGAUUUAGAUCCUUCGUGAAGAAGCCUGAGGUGAACUCCCUGACACGACACGAGGAAGAAACCUCGAGAGGAACCAGACUCAAAAGGGUGACGCUGGACAGUGUGAUUGUGACUCGUUCCUCAUCCACAUCUGUAUACUGUAGAGUCGGACUGUACUGAGUGUGCUGAACGGAUCUUCAGUACCAGCAUCAGGGUGAUGUCCUUACAUUACAGUAGGCAGUAUCAGGAGGAGAUCGAGGCACUCAACCAGGUGGCGAGGCAUCGCCCACGAUCUACUCUGGUAAUGGGAAUUCAGCAGGAGAACCGGCAAAUACGGGAACUGCAGCAGGAGAACAAAGAGUUGCGUACAUCUUUAGAAGAGCACCAGUCAGCGCUGGAGCUAAUCAUGAGUAAGUACAGAGAGCAGGUGUUCCGCCUCCUCAUGGCCAGCAAGAGGGACGACCCGGGGAUCGUCACGCAGCUCAAAGAGCAGCACACUAACGAGAUGCAGGCGCACAUAGACAAAAUAAACGAGAUGGCCACAGUGAUGAAGAAGGCCAUCGAAGUAGACGAAGGUCGUGCGUGUGAAGACGAGGAGCGGAUCAAACAGCUGGAGUUGGAGAACAGAGGCCUGAGGGAGUUGUUGGGGAUUAGUCGAGAGGCAUUCCUGGUGCUGAGGAGAGACGAGCGAGACGACGCGUCUGACAGCACUUCUCUGUCUCCCCUCGUGACCAGCAGUGACCUGAGCUUGAGGAAGAGCUAGAGCGCUUCUGCUUCCACGAGCAACGGACUUUACCGAACACAGAUUUCAAAACACACACACACACACACUGAAGAGCAGAACACUGUCUGAAUCUCCUCUGCAUAACACAACCUGUUCAUAUCUCAGUAGUUCUGUGCAGCUCAUUUAAUAACCAGGCAAGUGUGUGUGUGUGUGUGUGUGUGUGUGUGAGAGAGAGUGUGGUUGACAUAGGAGAGUUAUAAAGUGAAUGUACAUAAUCAUUUCCCCAGCAGUGUACAUAAUGGACUGUUAAAAGGACCGUCAUUUUGUCCAGGUGCUGUAAAUAUAUAUAUAAAAAUAUAUAUCACAGUCACGUACGAGGAUGUAAACUUUAUUUUGAGGUCUGUUCUGCUUGUUUUUAGUGCUGCCUUGACACACGGUGCUUUGAAACGUUGUGUGACGGAUUAAGACGAAACGAAUAAAAAAAAUAAUAAUAAAAAAAGGCAUUCAUACAGUCGACCUUUCUGAUCUCUUCUUGCGUAACGGACUUGGUGUUGGCCCGAGCAGUGAGAUUUACUCAGGAACCUGCACGCGAGGGAGGAUUAGACUGAACGACACAGUGGUCAUGUUGUGCUGCGGGGUUUCCAGGUGAGACAGUGUGGGGAAGAUGAUGCAUAUCACACAAACACGUGGAGUACGUGAUCUAAAACGACAGUAUUUGAGUAGGUGCUUACAAAUAGCUGGAAACCCCCCCCCCCCAAAUGGGUGCUAGAGUGUUGAGGUUGUUGCUAGUGCCUUACUAAAAUGAAAGAAAGAAAAAGUGCAGUUCCUAGACGAGUGCGCAUCAGUAAGAAGCAAAUGAAAAAAGGUAUGAUGAGGCUUAACUGGAGCUAUGACAUCACUUAUAAUAAUACAAAUGAAGCAAUAUUAUUACACAAAACAACUUUAUUAUCUUUAGAUAUCACAAAAUAAAUUUAACAAUCAAACAUUCUGCAAAAAACAUAAAUAACAACUGUAACAUUCAAGCAGUUUUAAAAUAGUUUAGAUAUUAUUGCCAUUUGUAUAAGAAACUACAUCAAAACUCUGCAGACAAGAACACCGUGCAGACGGCAGGCCGCCUCGCCUCGCCUCGCCACUACACGAGCCCAGAGACAAGAAACUGGCACCCAAACCCAGUAUCCGAUCUGGAGAUCUGGCCCCAAUCCUCUAUCAGGACUCGAGUCUGGGGGAUUUGUUUAUAAUCCACCCGCAGGAGGAGCGUAAAGGGAACAGAAAAUCUGUAGAGGCAUUAACCAAUGCAAUGUUCUCUUUAAAUAAGUGCUUGUUACUCAGUGG